GGACCAGCCCGAUCGCCCCGCCCCGUCCCGCGCGCAGGCGGGGUCUGGUCCCGCUCAGCCUGGUGGCGGGAAAGGCAGCGGCCCAGGACCUGGGAGCCGCUGUCUCCGCGGGGAUCCUGAAGCCCGGCGGGGAGCGAGCCUCAUCAUUUCUGUCUCCCUUGCUCUACCUGCCUUACCUGUCAGCUGGCCCACUGAUGUAUAGAUUUUGUACACGAUGAACUGUGAACUCCUAGCCACGUGUAGUGCCCUUGGGUACUUGGAGGGGGACACAUACCACAAGGAGCCGGAUUGCUUGGGGUUCCGUGUAAGUGUUUAUCCUGUCCCCGAAGAGAGUGUGAAGGAUUUGAUCCGCUACUUGAAGCACGAGGACGAGACGCGAGAUGUGCGGCAGCAGCUGGGGGCCGCGCAGAUCCUGCAGAGCGACCUUCUGCCCAUCCUUACCCAGCACCGCCAGGACAAGCCUCUCUUUGAUGCCGUUAUCAGGCUGACGGUGAACUUGACGCAGCCAGCCCUGCUCUGUUUUGGCAGUGUGCCCAAGGAGCCCAGCUUCCGGCACCACUUUCUGCAGGUGCUCGCGUACCUGCAGGCCUACAAAGAGGCCUUUGCCAGUGAGAAGGCUUUUGGAGUCCUCAGUGAAACCUUGUAUGAGCUGCUGCAGCUGGGCUGGGAGGAACGGCAGGAGGAGGACAACUUGCUGAUUGAGCGGAUCCUGCUGCUGGUCAGAAAUAUUCUCCAUGUCCCAGCUGACCUCGAUCAGGAGAAGAGGAUCGAUGAUGAUGCCAGUGUCCACGAUCGGCUUCUCUGGGCAGUCCACCUCAGUGGCCUGGACGACCUGCUCCUCUUCCUGGCCAGCUCACCUGCGGAGCAGCAGUGGAGCCUACAUGUGCUGGAGGUCAUCUCCCUUAUGUUCCGUGAUCAGCACCCUGAGCAGCUGGCAGGGGUAGGGCAGGGACGCUUAGCUCAGGAGCGGAGCACAGAUGUGGCAGAACUGGAGGUGCUGCGCCAGCGUGAAAUGGCAGAGAAGAGGACUCGGGCCCUUCAGCGAGGCAACAGGCAUUCUCGAUUUGGGGGCUCCUACAUUGUCCAGGGCUUGAAGUCCAUUGGGGAGAGGGACCUCAUCUUUCACAAAGGUCUCCACAAUCUCCAAAACUAUAGUUCUGAUCUGGGAAAGCAGCCCCGACGGGUGCCCAAACGUCGCCAGGCUGCCCGGGAGCUGUCUGUCCAGCGCCGCUCUGCCCUCAACGUGAGACUCUUCCUCAAAGACUUCUGCUCUGAGUUCCUGGAGAACUGUUAUAACCGGCUCAUGGGCUCAGUGAAGGACCACCUGCUUCGGGAAAAGGCCCAGCAGCACGACGAGACCUACUACAUGUGGGCCUUGGCCUUCUUCAUGGCCUUCAACCGAGCUGCCUCCUUCCGGCCAGGUCUGGUUUCUGAGACCCUCAGUGUCCGCACCUUCCACUUCAUUGAGCAGAACCUCACCAACUACUAUGAGAUGAUGCUGACCGACCGCAAGGAAGCUGCCUCCUGGGCGCGCCGGAUGCACCUGGCUCUGAAGGCCUAUCAGGAGCUGCUGGCCACAGUGAAUGAGAUGGACGUGUCCCCAGACGAGGCUGUGAGGGAGAGCAGCCGCAUCCUCAAGAACAACAUUUUCUAUGUGAUGGAGUACCGAGAACUCUUCCUGGCACUCUUUCGAAAGUUUGAUGAGAGAUACCAGCCCCGCUCUUUCCUUUGUGACCUGGUGGAAACCACCCACCUCUUCCUCAAGAUGCUGGAGCGGUUCUGUCGGAGCCGUGGGAACCUGAUGGUGCAGAACAAGAGAAAGAAGAGAAAGAAGAAAAAGAAAGUCCCAGACCAGUCCGUUGCUUCUGGUACGGUCCCCUGCAGCCCAGGGGAGCUGGAGGCUGUGUGGCCGUCCCUGGCCGAGCAGCUACAGUGCUGUGCCCAGGAUCCUGAGCUCAGUUUGGACUCUAUGGUUCCCUUUGAUGCGGCCUCAGAGGUGCCAGUGGAAGAGCAGCGGGCAGAAGCCAUGGUGCGGAUCCAAGACUGUCUCCUGGCUGGCCAGGCCCCCCAGGCCCUGGGCCUCCUUAGGUCUGCCCGGGAGGUGUGGCCAGAAGAAGAUGUGUUUGGUUCUCAAGACAUUUCCCCAGAGGAGGAGAUCCAACUGCUGAAACAGAUCUUCUGGGCCCAGCUUCCCCGGCAGCAGGGCCUGGAGGAACGAGGGGUGGAGGAAGAAGAGGAGGAGGAGGAGGAGGACGAGGAAGAGUUGCAAGUGGUCCAGGUGUCAGAGAAAGAAUUUAAUUUUCUGGACUACCUGAAACGCUUUGCGAACUCAACUGUCGUCCGAGCCUACGUGCUGCUGCUGCGCAGCUACCAGCAGAACAGCGCCCACACCAACCACUGUGUCGUCAAGAUGCUGCACCGGCUAGCCCAUGAUCUCAAAAUGGAAGCCCUGCUUUUCCAGCUUUCCCUCUUCUGCCUCUUCAAUCGUUUGCUUAACGACCCUGCUGCCGGGGCCUACAAAGAGCUAGUGACUUUCGCCAAAUACAUCCUGGGCAAGUUCUUUGCAUUGGCUGCCGUCAACCAGAAAGCCUUCGUGGAGCUGCUGUUCUGGAAGAACACGGCUGUGGUUCGAGAGAUGACUGAGGGCUAUGGCUCCUUGGAUGGCGGAUCCUCCAGUCGCAGACCCCCUGUGUGGAGCCCAGAGGAGGAGGCCCAGCUUCAGGAACUGUACCUUGCCCAUAAGGAUGUGGAAGGACAGGAUGUGGUGGACACCAUCUUGGCACACCUGAAAACCGCUCCUCGGACACGCAAGCAGGUCAUCCACCAUCUGGUACGGCUGGGCCUGGCUGACAGCAUCAAGGACUUCCAAAGGAAAGGUACCCAGAUUGUGCUGUGGACGGAAGAUCAGGAGCUGGAGCUGCAGCGGCUCUUUGAGGAGUUCCAGGACUCUGAUGACGUCCUGGGUAAUAUCAUGAGGAACAUCACAGCCAAACGCUCACGGGCUCGAAUCGUGGAUAAACUGCUGGCUCUGGGGCUGGUGGCUGAGCGGCGGGAGCUGUACAAGAAACGCCGGAAGAAGUUGGCGCCCUCAAACUUGCCUAAUGAAGAGGAGUCCCUGAACAAUUUUUGCCAGGAAGAUCUAGAAGAAGAGGAGAACCUGCCAGAGGAAGAGAGUGAAGAGGAUGAAGAGAGAUGGAGGAGCUCAGAAGCAGAACAAGCUCAUGGUACCUCCAGCCUUUCAACUCAAAACCUCGGGCAAAGCCUGCAUCUGGAAGGCUUUUCUGCUCCCCUCCUGUGGCUCCAGAAUUGCCUGAUUCGAGCAGCAGAUGAUCGGGAGGAGGUUGGCUGCUCCCAGGCAAUUCCACUGGUGCCACUGACGGCAGAAAAUGAGGAAGCAAUGGAAAAUGAACAGUUUCAGCAGCUGCUGCGAAAGCUAGGGGUUCGGCCUCCUGCCUCUGGGCAGGAAACCUUCUGGCGAAUUCCAGCCAAGCUGAGUCCCACCCAGCUCCGGAGGGUGGCAGCUUCUUUGAGACAGCCAGAGGAGGAGGAAACGCUUCAGCCUGGACUAGAACCCAAGGUCCCUGGAGAGCAAGGCCCGGAGGAGGAGCACCAACAGGAGCACCGAGCACAAGCUCUGCGGGCCCUCCUGUUAGCCCGGAAAAAGAAAGCAGGCCUGGUGUCCCCGGAGGAGGAAGGGACUGAUGAAGGGAAAGAGCAGCUGAAAGUGGCACCCAGGAAGAGACAACUGCUGGACAGUGAUGAGGAAGAUGAGGACAGGAGCCCAGCACCAGAGUCGGGAGCUCCAGGAAUCAAAAAGAAGAAGCAGUUUCAAAUUGAGGAUGAAGAUGAGAGCGACUGAGGAGCCAGGAGUCUGGGGGAAGAGAUAGAUCUGUUUUUGGGUGGUGAAUUUAAAUCUGAGUUUGGAGGGCGGUACAGGAUCCAGAAAUUCCUCUUCCUGGACAGGAACAGUGGAGUCCUGGGCUUGCCUAUCGAUUUACAGUCCAAGAAGUUCAGGCAACAGUGUUGGCUUCCUGUAUAGUCACUUCUUCUGUCUCCCCGUUUUAUCAGUGGGCCUCAGUAGCUCUCUGGAGACUUACUCCUCUUCUCAUUUCUUUGAGUUGAUAGCACCCCUUAGCAAAUGAGAGGAGGGAGUGAAAUAUAGAGGGCAUCUUGGACCCCUCUUACCAGUCUGUUCCUUUUGGCUUUCAGCUGGAGGGGGCUCACAGCACCAAAUGGGGAGUUCUGUGACAUGAUGGGUGAGGUGUAGGACCAUCUUUGAAGGGCACCAGAUGCUCCCAUCCUCAUUUUCUUUCCUGUGAUCACCCUCUACAGACACCAGAUUGAGCCCAGUUCCUGCAUUUGAAGUAGGGUUGGGAUGCAGUACUCUCCAGAUGAUGAGUGUGUUUGGUUUAUAUUUGGUAUUGAUUUAAACAUGUAAAAUUAAAAGUUGCCCAUGUUGAUCCGA
Camelus dromedarius (Arabian camel) is the source of this 4465-nucleotide messenger RNA. It is a transcript of the gene TIMELESS, whose product is annotated as timeless circadian regulator. Lineage: Eukaryota; Metazoa; Chordata; Mammalia; Artiodactyla; Camelidae. The record is from RefSeq and is a predicted model, not a curated record. Gene Ontology annotation, molecular function: DNA binding. The transcript is spliced from 29 exons. Gene Ontology annotation, cellular component: replication fork protection complex. Gene Ontology annotation, biological process: DNA replication checkpoint signaling; replication fork arrest; DNA repair. The coding region runs from base 215 to 3859 and encodes 1214 amino acids.